AAGAUGACCUAAAUCCCAAUUCAUUAAUCUACACGAGAGAGAGAGAGAGAAGGUCUAAAACUAAAACUUUUCUUCUCUCUCUAGAAGACGAGCUAAUCACCGCACCUAUUUCAUUUCUAUCUUCAUCUUCAUCAUCAACAAACCAAAAAACCUAGGGUUUACAAAAUCACCAUGAGAGAUGCAAAUCUGGAUCUGUUCGAUCCGAGAACAACGGCUGUCAUGGACUCUUCAGACUACACUUCCUCCGAUGUCAGCCGCGGUGACGCCGACUUCGGUUUCGCCUUCAACGAUAGCAAUUUCUCCGAUCGUACUCUUCGAAUCGAGAUUGUUUCUGAAUCCGCUGAGGCCAGACUUGAUGGAGAAGGUUGCACUAGUAUUGCUGAUUGGGCGCGGAAUCGCAAGCGCCGGAGACAAAACGCGUUUGCAGCUGUAGACAUGGCUGCUGUAGGUCCAGAGGAGCAAAUUCUGAAUCAGCCGGAUAGCAUUCCUGAUGAUGCAGAAAUCGAAAACCAGGAUGAGGAGACUGCAGCAAUGAUUGAAGAAGCACCAUCAGGAGAUGAAGGUGCAAACGACGUUGAUUCAAACUGGAGCAUGGAGUGUUCGACAGUUCUGAGAGUAGAAACUCUACACAUUAGUUCUCCAAUUUUGGCUGCGAAAAGUCCAUUUUUCUAUAAGCUCUUCUCUAAUGGUAUGCGGGAGUCAGAGCAACGAAAAGUAACUUUGCGGAUAAAUGCAUCUGAGGAAGCUGCACUUAUGGAACUCCUUAACUUCAUGUACAGCAAUACCUUAACGGUGACAUCUGCACCUGCACUGCUAGAUGUGUUGAUGGCUGCUGAUAAGUUUGAGGUGGCUUCUUGCAUGAGGUAUUGCAGUCGUUCAUUGAGAAACCUGCCUAUGACGCCCGACUCUGCACUGCUGUAUCUUGAACUCCCAUCGAGUGUUUUAAUGGCUGAAGCAGUUCAACCGUUGACCGAUGCAGCAAAACAGUUUCUUGCUGUUCGUUACAAAGAUAUAACCAAGUUUCAAGAAGAGGUUCUUAAGUUACCUCUCGCUGGAGUGGAGGCAAUACUGGCUAGUGACGAUCUCCAAGUUGCAUCAGAAGAUGCGGUUUACGAUUUCGUUCUUAAAUGGUCUAGAAUCCAGUACCCUAAACUUGAAGACCGUCGAGAAAUCCUAGCCACACGUCUUGCUCAGUACAUUCGUUUCCCCUACAUGACCUGCAGAAAGCUCAGAAAAGUCAUGGCAUGCAGCGACUUUGACCAUGACUUUGCACAAAAAGUCGUGGUUGAAGCCCUCUUCUUCAAAGCUGAAGCCCCACACCGACAACGCACACUAGCUGCUGACGAGAACCCGAAUUCAAACCGCCGAUUCAUUGAACGGGCCUACAAGUACCGGCCCGUUAAGGUGGUGGAAUUCGAACUGCCACGUCAGCAAUGCGUGGUGUACCUGGAUCUGAAGCGUGAAGAGUGUGCGAAUUUGUUUCCGGCGGGACGAGUCUAUUCUCAAGCUUUUCAUUUAGGAGGUCAAGGGUUUUUCUUAUCGGCUCAUUGUAAUAUGGACCAGCAAAGCUCGUUUCAUUGUUUCGGGCUUUUUUUGGGCAUGCAGGAAAAAGGGUCGGUGACGUUUGCGGUCGACUACGAAUUUGCCGCGCGGUCGAAGCCUACGGAAGAAUAUAUCAGCAAGUAUAAAGGGAAUUAUACGUUUACGGGUGGAAAGGCGGUCGGUUACCGAAACUUGUUUGCGAUUCCGUGGACUUCGUUUAUGGCUGAGGAUAGUCUUUACUUUAUUAAUGGCAUUCUCCAUCUUCGGGCCGAGCUUACGAUUAGGCAUUGAAGAUUUGAAAAUCGGUUAGUAAUAAUUCUAACCUGUUGUAUGUUUUUGUCUCUCAACACAAAACAAAACAAAACCUCUGGAAAUGUGAAUUGGUAUCCGGAUAUGGAACUAGAACAUUUCUGUUGUUUUCGUGUAAACUUGUAUUUGAUAGUAAAAUUAUGAAAGCUAUAUUAUAUUAUAUUAUAUUAUAUUAUAUUAUUACAAGACUGGUAUAUGGGCCUUAAAUCAAAGGUCAUUUUGUUACUAGUA
Molecule: messenger RNA, 2082 nt
Organism: Helianthus annuus (common sunflower)
Lineage: Eukaryota; Viridiplantae; Streptophyta; Magnoliopsida; Asterales; Asteraceae
Product: BTB/POZ domain-containing protein POB1
Exons: 6
Coding region: 172-1833 (553 amino acids)
Biological process (GO): response to red light
Cellular component (GO): nucleus
Molecular function (GO): protein binding
Source: RefSeq, a predicted model, not a curated record